This is a messenger RNA of Carassius gibelio (silver crucian carp), 2039 nucleotides long. It is a transcript of the gene tmprss13b, whose product is annotated as transmembrane serine protease 13b. Gene Ontology annotation, molecular function: serine-type endopeptidase activity; protein binding. Gene Ontology annotation, biological process: proteolysis. Gene Ontology annotation, cellular component: membrane. The transcript has 13 exons. The coding region runs from base 100 to 1521 and encodes 473 amino acids. Lineage: Eukaryota; Metazoa; Chordata; Actinopteri; Cypriniformes; Cyprinidae. The record is from RefSeq and is a predicted model, not a curated record.
AAUUGUUGUACUGCAUCACUAACAGGUGCAUGACAGAAAAUAAAUCAUAGCUAAAGUACAGGUGGAGUUUUUCUGAUCUUUUAAUACGGAUACUCACCUAUGGAGCAAGGACAGGCUGAGUCUCCUCCCUCAUAUGAUUUUGUGGUGAAUCACAACACGCCUCCUCCUUCAUAUCCAAGUCUUCAGACAUCGUCAGCCACCCAAGACCACCCGUACUACAUAGCUCAGCCAGUACAUCAAACACCUGCUCCUUGUGUUGUACAGACAAUCCCAACACAGAGAAGUCAAAUUCCUUCAAACAAUACAAAUAUGAACAAAAGGUAUUGCUAUGGCGGGUCGGGUGGUACUGUUGUAAUAGUUGUUCUGGUUGUGAUUGCCGUCUGGCUGGGAGUGCGUUAUGGGCCAUCACUGUGGGCUCUCUCAGAGAAAGAAACAGAGACAGACACAUGCCCCCCUUUAUCAGUCAACUGUGAUGGGAAGAGAGACUGUUCUCAAGGCAGUGAUGAAUCUCGCUGUGUGAGGUUCGGUACAGCAAAUGAACUGCAGGUCAUGACCUCUAAGACCAAAAGCUUUCUUCCCGUCUGUGCACAGGGCUGGAAUAAAACUGUAGCAGACCAAACCUGCCAACAGCUUGGUUUCAGACAGAGUUAUAAAGAUGAUGUCUUGCAAACCAGCUCAUCCACCUUUCAAAGUUUGAACAGUCAGUUUACAAAUACCAUUCAAGGGAGUGUUAAUAUGAGUGCAUCCUGUCCUGGUCAGAAGACUGUGUCCCUGCAGUGCAGCAAGUGUGGACAGCCAUCAGUAUCGAGGAUCGUAGGGGGGAAAGUGGCUGCUGACGGACAGUGGCCGUGGCAGGCCAGUCUGCAUUUCCAAGGGGAUCACACAUGUGGAGGAACUCUAGUGGCUCCAGACUUCAUCAUUACUGCUGCUCACUGCUUCCCCAAAGGAACAUCCAGCUCUCAGUUGCCUAACUGGAAAGUGUAUAUUGGUUUGGUGUCCCAGCUCCAGCUUCCCAGCCCAUAUUAUGUAAAACAAAUCAUUUUACAUGAGAAUUAUGACUCAACGACAAAAAACAAUGAUAUUGCCUUGCUAAAACUCAGUAAACCUGCAAGUAAUAUACAGCCUGUCUGCCUGCCUGUGUUUGGCCAGAUGUUUCCUGCUGGGAAACAGUGCUGGACCACAGGUUUUGGACUUACCUUUGAAGGGGCAGAUAGUAUCUCCACUUAUUUGAUGGAGGUCGCAGUAGACCUGAUAGACUCAGCUGUGUGUAAAUCAAAUACUGUUUACGGCGGACGUAUCACUGAGCAAAUGCAGUGUGCAGGAGAUCUUAGGGGAGGGAAAGACUCCUGCCAGGGCGACAGUGGGGGUCCACUGGUGUGUAAAGUUGAUGACAAAUGGUAUCUCACAGGCGUAACAAGUUGGGGCGAUGGCUGUGGAAGGCGGAACCGUCCAGGGGUCUACAGUAAUGUUGGGCAACUUUUAAUGUGGAUAUAUGGCAAGAUGCAGCAACAGCGACCGUGACCUUCUACAACAAUGAAGAACAAAUCAUCAUGUUCUACUCUGCCGUGUAAACAUUUUUAUGUACCAAUAUAUAUAUAUAUAUAUAUAUAUAUAUAUAUAUAUAUAUAUAUAUAUAUAUAUAUAUAUAUAUAUAUAUAUAUAUAUAUAUAUAUAUAUAUAUUGUGACAGUACACAGUAACAUGCACGUUUGCAGUAAAUAAAUAUAUAUAUGUACCUGUGAAAAAAAUUAAUUCAUUAUUUAAUCAUGAAGAUCCGACAAGUCUUUAUUCCUUUUGUAAAUGUAUGUGUAAAGAUGUUACGUUCUUGAAUAAAAACAUGCAAUACAUUACUGUAUCUAUCUGGAACAAAAUACCAGAAAAUUAAAGCUGUACAAUUCUCUCUGAAAGCACUGUAUAUUGUGUAUUAUAUGUCCUGAGCAGGUCUACUAUUGAGGAGGAACUAAUGUUUCCUAGCAAUGCAUGUUACAUGUAAAGAUUUCCAAUAAUAUUUUGAACUGAAUAAAGUGGAGCAGCAUAUUG